Messenger RNA from Aspergillus caelatus, 1748 nucleotides. Its product is annotated as putative meiosis-specific topoisomerase Spo11. The record is from RefSeq and is a predicted model, not a curated record. The coding region runs from base 11 to 1198 and encodes 395 amino acids. Lineage: Eukaryota; Fungi; Ascomycota; Eurotiomycetes; Eurotiales; Aspergillaceae. Gene Ontology annotation, cellular component: nuclear chromosome. The transcript is spliced from 7 exons. Gene Ontology annotation, molecular function: DNA binding; DNA topoisomerase type II (double strand cut, ATP-hydrolyzing) activity; ATP binding. Gene Ontology annotation, biological process: meiotic DNA double-strand break processing; meiotic DNA double-strand break formation; reciprocal meiotic recombination.
CUUGCAUCUCAUGGAAGACCAUUUAGAGUACAGGGGGUUGAUCUCUCCUCAUCCUACUCGUCAUGACAGCUAUAUGUCGUCUUCCCUCCGCCAAGUCAAGCGAUACAUCAACGAGACUCUGGCAUCUGCCCUUGACGAACUAUCCACACCAGAUGGUCGACCAGCCAUAACACUUAAACGAAGUUCUAGGAACGUGUCACUGUUUAUCAAUCCCACAAGUAGAGCUCUUGAAAGCAAUGGAACAGACACAUAUAUUACCUAUUCCUGGCCCGGCGCAAACACGUUCGAAGCAUGGAAAUUUACCGUUGCCUUUCGAGUUCUUGCAGUUGUUGCAGAUGCUAUUGACACAGGUUUAGUAGUGUCCAAAAGAGACAUAUACUACAGCGAUCCGGCAUGCUUUGGGACACAGAGAAUUGUUGACACAAUCGUUGACGAUCUGGCCCACACCAUUGGAGUCGACAGAUCCGCAUUGAAUGUUGAAGCGGCUGCGAAAGGACUCGUGACAGGCUAUUGUAGCCUUCUAACCAAGAUUGGGGAGACCAUGGAUGUUCAAUUGCCUGCCAAGGACUGUCUGGUACCAAAUUUACAUGAGAACGGUGAAAUUGACAUCUCAGAUGCAAGCUGGGUCUUGAUCAUCGAGAAAGAGGCCAUCUACCGCAGACUUGCAAGAAGUCAAUAUCAUACUAGAGCGGCCGCAGGAAAAGGGAUCCUCAUUACUGGGAAAGGCUACCCGGAUCUCUCAACUAGAGCCUUCACACGAAAGAUAUAUGAGAACAGCCGUAGAUCAGACAAAGCCCUGCAUUUCUAUGGUCUAGUUGACAGCGACCCCGACGGCAUGGCUAUUAUGUCAACAUACAAGUACGGCUCAAUGGCACAUACCAACCAGAAUGGAAGGUUAAAUAUUCCUUGUCUCUGGUGGUUAGGCCUCCGAACGUCAGAUGUCGUAUCUGGAGCACCGAGCAACGACGACGGGGCUUUGAUUAGAUUGACAGUAAGGGACAGAAAGAAGAUCAUGAGUAUGUUGUCGAACAACCCUGUAUGGGCAGCCGAAGGACCCGAGCUGGAAUGGCGUGCAGAGCUACAGCAGAUGCUCAUGUUGAACCUGAAAGCUGAAAUCGAGAUACUUUAUGAUCGGGACGAAGGACUGGAAGAAUGGAUUGAUCAAAAGAUGGCAGGUUUCUCCCCACCGGAUAACUAGGGACGACAUUACCCAUAUAUAUGUAUAAUUCAAACAAGCUAUUUGCUUUCUAUCAGCUCUGUCGAAGAAGACCCACAAGGAUAAGGAAAGAGCGAAAACAGGCCCCAAUAGAAGCGCCUUAAACAGUAAGAAUGUACCAUAAACGCCAUGGCCCCACCACCAACCAAAGACAGAUGCAUGCAUCCAUACCAAGCUAUGCCAUGCGCCAGCGAGAGGGCUACAAGCACAAGUUCGGUACAAUGAAAAGGUACCAUGUCUCUCCAUCAUAUUCCAACUCAGCAAAUAGGAGAACACACCUACAGUCCCAAACCCUUCCGUACCUCAUCACGAACCUUGCGCUCAUAGUCGCUCCUCCGUUCUCUCCACAUCUUUGCCGCCUCAAUAUUGGCAGGGCUCUCGUCAUUUGGCUCAGCAAGCAUACUCAUGACCGAGAUAAGAAUCUUCUCAACGCUCUGGAUAGGUGACCACCGCUCCGACGCAUGCUCAUAGUGGUUCGGAUCAUCACCGGGAGGAUGAAGAAUGGAAAUACAAACGGUUCCGUUGGGAUACA